Kogia breviceps (pygmy sperm whale) is the source of this 3032-nucleotide messenger RNA. It is a transcript of the gene SARDH, whose product is annotated as sarcosine dehydrogenase. The record is from RefSeq and is a predicted model, not a curated record. Gene Ontology annotation, molecular function: protein binding; sarcosine dehydrogenase activity. Gene Ontology annotation, cellular component: mitochondrion; cytoplasm; mitochondrial matrix. NCBI's taxonomy places the organism in Eukaryota, Metazoa, Chordata, Mammalia, Artiodactyla, Physeteridae.
GCCGUGCUCAAGCCGAGUCCCCCUGGCCUUGCUGAGCCGGGCCCUGCGUGUGGCCGCCACCUGUCCUCGCCGGAGCCCUGCCCAGGGCCUGGGGCUGCGACUCCUGACCAGCGGGGCCCGGCCCACCCCUGAGAAGAGUGUGCCCUACCAGCAAACCCUGAAAGAGGCACGGGACCCCUGGGCAGGCGCCCAGGGCCCAAGCCGGCCCCUGCCCAGUACAGCCAAUGUGGUGGUCAUCGGCGGGGGCAGCUUGGGCUGCCAGACCCUCUACCACCUGGCCAAGCUGGGCAUGAGCGGGGCAGUGCUACUGGAGCGGGAGCGGCUGACCUCCGGGACCACCUGGCACACGGCGGGCCUGCUGUGGCAGCUGCGGCCCAGCGACGUGGAGGUGGAGCUUCUGGCCCACACGAGGCGCGUGGUGAGCCGCGACCUGGGGGAGGAGACGGGGCUGCACACGGGCUGGAUCCAGAACGGGGGCCUGUUCAUCGCCUCCAACCGGCAGCGUCUGGAUGAGUACAAGAGGCUCAUGUCGUUGGGCAAGGCCUAUGGCGUGGAGUCCCACGUGCUGAGCCCGGCAGAGACCAAGGCACUGUAUCCGCUGAUGAAUGUGGAUGACCUCUACGGGACCCUGUACGUGCCGCAUGACGGCACCAUGGACCCCGCUGGCACCUGUACCGCCCUCGCCAGGGCCGCCACUGCCCGGGGAGCGCAGGUUAUCGAGAACUGCCCGGUGACCGGCAUCAGUGUGCGGACGGAUGAUUUUGGGGUGCGGCGGGUCGAGGCUGUGGAGACAGAGCACGGCUCCAUCCAGACGCCCUGCGUGGUCAACUGUGCAGGAGUGUGGGCAGGCGCCGUGGGCCGGAUGGCUGCCGUCAAGGUCCCGCUGGUGGCCAUGCACCAUGCCUACGUCGUCACCGAGCGCAUCGAAGGGAUCCAGAACAUGCCCAACGUGCGCGACCACGACGCCUCCAUCUACCUCCGCCUCCAAGGGGACGCCUUGUCCGUGGGCGGCUACGAGACCAACCCCAUCUUCUGGGAGGAGGUGUCGGACAAGUUUGCCUUUGGCCUCUUCGACCUGGACUGGGAUGUGUUCAGCCAGCACAUUGAAGGUGCCGUCAACCGGGUCCCCGUGCUGGAGAAAACGGGGAUUAAGUCCACAGUCUGCGGCCCAGAGUCAUUCACAGCGGACCACAAGCCCCUGAUGGGGGAGGCACCCGAGCUCCGUGGGUUCUUCCUGGGCUGCGGCUUCAACAGUGCAGGGAUGAUGCUGGGAGGUGGCUGUGGGCAGGAGCUGGCCCACUGGAUCAUCCACGGGCGCCCGGAGAAGGACAUGCACAGCUACGACAUCAGGCGCUUCCAUCACUCGCUCACGGACCACGGCCGCUGGAUUCGAGAGCGCAGCCACGAGUCCUACUCCAAGAAUUACUCGGUCGUCUUCCCCCACGACGAGCCCCUGGCUGGACGCAACAUGAGGACAGACCCGCUACACGAGGAGCUCCUCGCACGAGGCUGCGUGUUCCAGGAGCGUCACGGCUGGGAGAGGCCGGGGUGGUUCAGUCCCCACGGCGCGGCUCCGGUGCUCCCUUACGACUACUACGGGGCCUACGGGAAGCCGGCGCACCAGGACUACGUCUACAGCAGGCUGCUGGGCCGCGAGUACACCUUCGACUUCCCGCCCCACCACGACGUGAUCAAGAAGGAGUGUCUGGCCUGCAGAGGGGCCGCUGCUGUGUUUGACAUGUCCUACUUCGGGAAGUUCUACCUGGUGGGACUGGACGCGAGGAAGGCUGCAGACUGGCUCUUCUCGGCCGAUGUCAGCCGGCCCCCAGGCUCCACGGUGUACACCUGCAUGCUGAACCACCGCGGGGGCACCGAGAGCGACCUGACCGUCAGCCGCCUUGCUCCCAGCCCCGAGACCUCCCCGCUGGCCCCUGCCUUUGAAGGGGACGGCUACUACCUGGCCGUGGGCGGGGCCGUGGCCCAGCACAACUGGUCCCACAUCAGCACGGUGCUGCAGGACUGGAAGUUCCGGUGCCAGCUUGUCGACAGCACCGAGGACCUGGGCCUGAUCAGCGUCCAGGGCCCAGCCAGCCGGGCCAUCCUCCAGGAAGUGCUCGAUGCAGACCUGAGCAAUGAGGCCUUCCCGCUCUUCACUCACCAGCUGGUGAGAGCCGCCGGGCACCUGGUCCGGGCCAUGAGGCUGUCCUUCGUUGGGGAGCUGGGCUGGGAGCUGCACAUCCCGAGGCCGUCCUGCCUGCCCGUGUACCGGGCUGUGAUGGCAGCAGGGGCCAAGCACGGCCUCCUCAAUGCCGGGUACCGGGCCAUCGACUCCCUGAGCAUCGAGAAAGGCUACCGGCACUGGCACGCUGACCUGCGGUCCGACGACAGCCCCCUGGAGGCGGGUCUGGCCUUCGCCUGCAAGCUCAAGUCCGCCAUCCCCUUCCUGGGGCGCGAGGCCCUGGAGAAGCAGCGGACCGAGGGCCUCUGCCGGCGCCUGGUGGGCUUCACCGUGGACGCGAAAGUGCCCAUGCUCGGCCUGGAGGCCAUCUGGAGAAACGGCCAGCUGGUGGGCCACGUCCGGAGGGCCGACUUUGGGUUCACCGUGGACAAGACCCUGGCCUACGGCUACAUCCGGGACCCCAGCGGCGGGCCGGUCUCGCUGGACUUCGUGAAGAGUGGCGAGUACGCCCUGGAGAGGAUGGGGGUGACCUACCCGGCCCAGGCUCACCUCAAGUCUCCCUUCGAUCCCGACAGCAAGAGGAUGAAGGGGAUCUACUGAGGGGCCGGGGGCAGGGCCUCAGCCCAUCCGGAGGCCAGCGGACCCUGGCCAGAACUUGGGGUCCCCCUGCCCUCAGUCGAAGCCUGCGAACCAUCUCCCCCCAAAGAGAUGCAAACUGAGAGGGUGGAAAGAGGACCUAGAAGACCCAUUCUGUGGUCACUGACCAAAGGAUGGUCUCGAGUCCACCCACACCCUAAAAAAGCCACCCGUAACCCCUUAGGCUCAGGGCCCACGCCUGUAGCCCUUGAGAGCU